AUGAGGACUCUGUUUUUCAAAUCUCCGUCUCCGUCGCCUUCAAACUCUCCCUCCAAAACCACCGCCAUGUUGCAUUUGUCGCCGCGCCACAGCUUUUCUAACUCACUAAUGGAAGAGAAUAUCGAAAUCGCUGAGGCCAUAAUCGCCAUGCAGCACUUCCUCAUCUCCCAAACCACCAACACCGAGAAGCUCAUUCGAGCUCAAAAUCUCAUGCAAUCCGCCAUGAAACGUCUCGAGAAGGAGUUUUACCAGAUUAUGUCCGCCAAUCGGGAGUAUUUAGAUGCCGAAACGAUCUCCAGUCGGUCAUCUAGAGCCUCGACCCGGACCAGCGUAUCAGAUCAAGAUUCCAAGUCGGAGGAUGAGUCACAAGUCGCCAUCAAGUAG
Messenger RNA from Malus domestica (apple), 384 nucleotides. Its product is annotated as exocyst complex component EXO70H1-like. NCBI's taxonomy places the organism in Eukaryota, Viridiplantae, Streptophyta, Magnoliopsida, Rosales, Rosaceae. The record is from RefSeq and is a predicted model, not a curated record.